GGCACCCCUUUAUUUCCCCGUCGGAGAAUCAUCGGCAGGAACUUCACCACCGUAAAUCGCCGUCACCAAUCGGAGGUCGGAACUGAAUUAAUGGAGCGAGAAGUGUUAGAAGCAGAACUAGUACUUCCAACUCACAUGAAAUUUAAGAAGAUUCAGAUGUACGACAAGUACCCUAAAGGACAAGCUAGAGGACGGCACUGGAAGCAUCUCAAGCAGAUUAUACAAGCAGAAAAUUACGAAAAUUAUCCUCCUCAACUACCUACUUAUGUUAACAUUGAAACGCCACCUUCUAUGCAUCCAGGCAAAAAGAUAUGCGACAUAACAGGAUUCGAGGCACCAUAUUUUGACCCAAGAACUAAACUCCGUUAUGCUAAUACUGAGGUUUUCAAGGCAAUAAGGUCUCUCCCUAAUGACUAUGUUCAGAGGUACUUGGCUCUCAGAAAUGCAGCUGUUGUUUUGAGAUAGGUGCAGAACGCAGAAUAGAUAGUUGUAAAUUAAUGUGGGAAGUAAUGGACGUUUGAAGUUGCCGUUUCUGAAUGCUCAGGUGCAUAACUGUACUUUGACUUGUACUAAGAGAAUAAAUC
Solanum verrucosum is the source of this 584-nucleotide messenger RNA. RefSeq names its product chromatin-remodeling complex subunit ies6. Gene Ontology annotation, biological process: chromatin remodeling. The record is from RefSeq and is a predicted model, not a curated record. The transcript is spliced from 3 exons. Gene Ontology annotation, cellular component: Ino80 complex. Lineage: Eukaryota; Viridiplantae; Streptophyta; Magnoliopsida; Solanales; Solanaceae. Bases 91 to 465 code for a protein of 124 amino acids.